UGAAAGUUACAACAACUGAAUUAAAAAUGAGUGGAAGAGGCAAAACUGGAGGUAAAGCAAGAGCAAAAGCCAAGACUCGCUCAUCCAGAGCUGGACUGCAGUUCCCCGUCGGCCGUGUCCACAGGCUUCUCCGCAAAGGCAACUACGCCGAGCGCGUCGGUGCUGGUGCUCCUGUUUAUCUGGCGGCUGUACUCGAGUAUCUUACCGCUGAGAUCCUGGAGUUGGCUGGAAAUGCCGCUCGGGACAACAAGAAGACCCGCAUCAUUCCCCGUCAUCUGCAGCUGGCGGUGCGCAACGACGAAGAGUUGAACAAACUUCUGGGCGGAGUGACCAUCGCUCAGGGCGGCGUGCUGCCCAACAUCCAGGCUGUGCUGCUGCCCAAGAAGACCGAGAAACCCGCCAAAUCCAAAUAAAACUAUUAGAGAUUGUUUAAGUGAUCUAAAGGCUCUUUUAAGAGCCAC
This is a messenger RNA of Ctenopharyngodon idella (grass carp), 461 nucleotides long. RefSeq names its product histone H2A. Gene Ontology annotation, molecular function: structural constituent of chromatin; protein heterodimerization activity; DNA binding. Lineage: Eukaryota; Metazoa; Chordata; Actinopteri; Cypriniformes; Xenocyprididae. The coding region runs from base 27 to 413 and encodes 128 amino acids. Gene Ontology annotation, cellular component: nucleosome. The transcript has a single exon. The record is from RefSeq and is a predicted model, not a curated record.